AUGGAGAAGGGGACCAACUGCUUUCCGACCUGCCACACCAUUUUUCUCGCCUGGACAUGGCUUUUACUCCUCUCUUGGUGUUGCACCGGCGCCGAAAUAACUUGCAGAUCCUGCUCGUCUCCAUCGCCCUCCUGGCCGGCAUCCUCGGCUCGCCUUAGGCAGGAGCAGCGGCCGCCACCGCCGCCGCGGGGAUUACAGAGCUGGCCGGGCGGCCGGGCGCGGGGCUCGGCCGGAGCGGACCCGCAGCCGGGCGGGGAGCCGGGGGGCCGCGCGGGGCCGCGGGGAGCGCCGAUCCGCUCGGCGGGGGCGGGAGGCGGCGCGCUCGGGGGCCGGGGCCCGGCAGCGCCGCGGAGCCGGCGGAGCAGCGAGGGGCGCUCCCGAGGGGUGCCCGAGGGGCAGCGCGGCGGCAGGGCUCAGCCCCGCGGGCCGCUGGAGGAGGGCAGAGCGGCGCGGCUGCGAGGGGCAGAGGAGCUGAGGCUGAGCAGCACCACCUUCGCGCUCGCCGGGGAUGCGGCGCACAACCAAGCCAUGGUGCACUGGUCCGGACACAACAGCAGCGUGAUUCUCAUUCUGACAAAGCUCUUCGACUUCAACUUGGGAAGUGUUACAGAGAGUUCACUGUGGAGGUCAACAGACUAUGGCACUACCUAUGAAAAGCUAAAUGACAAAGUAGGCCUGAAGACUGUGUUGAGCUACCUUUAUGUCAGUCCCACUAACAAGAGGAAGAUCAUGCUUCUUAGUGAUCCAGAGAUUGAGAGCAGCAUCCUCAUCAGUUCUGAUGAAGGGGCUACCUACCAGAAGUACCGUCUGAACUUCUAUAUACAGAGCUUGCUUUUCCAUCCCAAGCAGGAGGAGUGGAUCUUAGCAUACAGUCUGGAUCAAAAGCUGUACAGUUCCAUGGACUUCGGAAGAAAAUGGCAGCUAAUUCAUGAGCGGGUCACUCCAAAUAGGUUUUACUGGUCGGUGGCUGGUUUGGAUAAAGACCCUGACCUUGUGCACAUGGAAGCCCGGACUGCUGAUGGACACACACACUAUUUGACCUGUCGGAUCCAAGAGUGCUCAGAGACUAAAAGGAGUGGGCUAUUCUCGCGCUCCAUUGAUAUCAGCUCCCUUGUUGUUCAGGAUGAAUAUAUCUUCAUCCAGGUGACAGCUGGUGGAAGAGCAAAUUAUUAUGUGUCAUACAGACGGGAACCUUUUGCACAGAUUAAAUUGCCCAAAUACUCUCUUCCUAAGGACAUGCACAUUAUCAGCACAGAUGAAGAUCAGGUGUUUGCAGCUGUACAAGAGUGGAACCAGAAUGACACAUACAAUCUGUAUAUCUCGGACACCCGAGGGGUAUACUUCACCCUGGCCUUGGAAAACGUGAAAAGCAGUCGAGGGCUGGAGGGGAAUAUCAUCAUUGAACUUUAUGAGGUAGCAGGGAUCAAAGGUAUAUUCCUGGCUAACAGGAAGAUAGAUGACCAAAUCAAGACUUUCAUUACCUACAACAAGGGCAGAGACUGGCGUUUGCUGCAGGCACCGGACACCGAUCUAAGAGGGGAUCCUAUAGUUUGCCACCUGCCCUUUUGCUCAUUGCACUUACAUCUGCAACUCUCAGAGAAUCCGUAUUCUUCAGGAAGCAUUUCCAGCAAAGAGACAGUUCCUGGGCUGCUGGUGGCAACAGGUAAUAUUGGCUCUGAACUUUCUUACACUGAUGUUGGCGUCUUCAUCUCUUCUGAUGGUGGAAAUUCCUGGAGACAGAUAUUCGAGGAGGAAUACAACGUUUGGUUUCUGGACUGGGGAGGGGCACUAGUGGCCUUGAAACACUCAUCAGUGCCCAUCCGGCACAUGUGGGUGAGUCUUGAUGAGGGAAGAUCAUGGAGUAAAUACAGUUUCACAUCAACACCACUUUUUGUGGAUGGAUCCCUUGUAGACCCUGGCAUAGAGACCCAGAUAAUGACAAUCUUUGGGCACUUCAGUCUCCGUUCUGAAUGGCAGCUGGUCAAGGUGGACUACAAGUCAAUCUUCAACCGAAGGUGUAACAAAGAUGACUACCAAACCUGGCAUCUGCACAAUCAGGGAGAGCCUUGUGUCAUGGGAGAGAGGAAGAUCUAUAAAAAACGCAAGCCUGGAGCCCAGUGUUCCCUGGGUAGGGACUAUUCCCAAACUGUUGUGUCAGAACCAUGUGUCUGCGGUCAAGGGGACUUUGAGUGUGACUAUGGGUACGAGAGACACAGCAACAAUCAUUGUGUCCCAGCCUUCUGGUUCAGCCCGUCCUCCCUGUCCAAGGAGUGCAGCAUGGGUCAGAGCUACUUGAACAGCACUGGGUACCGAAGGAUUGUGUCUAACAACUGCACAGAUGGCUUGCGAGAGAAGUACAUGGCCAAGGUGGAAAAGUGCCCUGGAAAAGCACCUCGUGGACUGCACAUCCUCACUACUGAUGGAAAGUUGGUCACGGAGCAGGGACACAAUGCCACCUUCAUCAUCCUUAUGGAAGAGGGUGAUCCCCAAAGGACAAAUAUUCAGCUUGAUUUUGGAGAUGGCAUUGCAGUGUCCUAUGCUAAUUUCAGCCCUGUUGAGGAUGGCAUCCGGCAUGUCUAUAAGAGCUCUGGAAUCUUUCAGGUGAUGGCAUAUGCAGAGAACAGCCUGGGCUCUGACACUGCUGUCCUCUUCCUGCAUGUGAUCUGUCCAGUGGAGCAUGUCCAACUGAGUGUUCCCUUUGUUGCCAUCAGAAAUAAGGAUGUCAACAUUACUGCAGUAGUUUGGCCCAGCCAGGCAGGCACACUUACCUACUUCUGGUGGUUUGGUAACAGCACCAAGCCCCUCAUCACCUUGGAGAGCAGCAUCUCACACAUCUUCACUGUGGAGGGGAUGAACACUGUCACUGUGCAAGUUGCUGCAGGCAACACCCUCAUCCAAGACACCAAGGAGAUCGCAGUGCAUGAGUACUUCCAAUCUCAGCUCCUGUCAUUUUCUCCCAACUUGGACUACCAUAACCCUGACAUCCCCGAAUGGAGACAAGACAUUGGCAAAGUCAUCAAGAGAGCUCUAGCACAGGUGACUGGUAUCCCUGAUGAACAGAUCUUGGUCGCUGUAUUUCCUGGGCUGCCUACUUCUGCUGAACUUUUCAUACUGCCCCAUAAAAACACAACAGAGAGGAGGAAAAGCAGUGAGGCUGAUCUGGAGCAAGUGGUAGAAAUCCUUUUUAAUGCUCUCAACCAGAACCUGGUCCAGUUUGAACUGAAGCCCGGUGUUGAAGUCGUUGUGUAUGUCACUCAGUUAACAUUAGCACCCCUUGUUGAUUCCAGCACGGGUCACAGCAGUUCAGCGAUGCUGAUGUUGCUGUCUGUGGUAUUUGUAGGCUUGGCUGUUUUUUUAAUCUACAAAUUCAAGAGGAAAAUCCCUUGGAUUAACAUCUAUGCCCAAGUUCAGCAUGACAAGGAGCAGGAAAUGAUUGGCUCUGUCAGCCAAAGUGAAAAUGCCCCCAAAAUCACUCUGAGUGAGUUCACAGACCCCGAUGAGCUGAUGGACAAAGAGAUGGACACGCGAGUGAUGGGAAGCAUCUCAACAAUUGCCAACAGUGAAAGCACAAAGGAAAUCCCCAACUGCACUAGUGUUUAAUACUGAGAAUCC
Molecule: messenger RNA, 3612 nt
Organism: Melopsittacus undulatus (budgerigar)
Lineage: Eukaryota; Metazoa; Chordata; Aves; Psittaciformes; Psittaculidae
Gene: SORCS3
Product: sortilin related VPS10 domain containing receptor 3
Exons: 27
Coding region: 1-3600 (1199 amino acids)
Cellular component (GO): postsynaptic density membrane
Molecular function (GO): protein binding
Source: RefSeq, a predicted model, not a curated record